AUGAUUUAAUUAAAUAAAUACAUUUAUUUUAAAUUAUAAUAAUAAACAUAAGUUUGUUUUAUUAUUUUAAAUUUUAUAAUAUAUAGUUCAUAAAAAAUAUAAUUAAAAUAUAAUAAUUAUUAAAAAAACAAGCAAAUUCAAUUUUUAAAAAAUAGACGUGCAUACGAAGAAUUUGUAAUAAAAUAAUUAUAAUAGAAUGAAGAUUUAACAGAAGAUAAUUAUUAUCUAAGCAUAACCUGGGCUAGAGAUUAUACAACCUAUUUAUAAGAUAAUAAACCUAGUCCAGGCCCUUUUGAUAAUUAAUGUUUAUUAAUUGGAAAUUAUAAUUUAAAAUAAAAUAUUAUAUUAUAACAACAUUAUGUAUUAAUAAGUAGUAGUAUAAUGUAUAUUAUAUAUAAUUUAUAUGGAGGAGGUCCAAUUAUAAAAUAAUAAAAUUAAAUAACAUAAUCUCUUACUUAGCAUGCAAAUAGUGAUUCUGAAUAAAAAUAAUAAUAACAUUUUUAAAAUAGAAGUUUAUAUAAAUAUAGUAUUUAGCCUAUUGGUUUAUAAAAUACAUCUAACUAUUGUUAUAUGAAUUCAUGUAUUUAAUGUUUAUUUUCAAUAGAAUAGUUAAAUAAAUAUUUUUAUCAAAAAGAUUAUAUGAAAUCUUCUUCAGAAUAUAAAUAUAAAAAAAAGUUUUAAUUCUGCCUUGAUUAUAAUAGUUUACUAAAAUAAUUUAAUUAAAAAACUUUAGAUUUAAAUUAAUAAUCUUAAUAUAUAAACCCUAUUGAAUUCAAAAAAAAUUCUAAAAAUAAAUUUAAUCCUUCAGAAUAACAUGAUGCCUAAGAAUAUUUAUUAUUUGUUUUAGGUGAAAUAUAAGAUGAAUUGAAUUAUGUUUUGCCAUAAAAAUAUCCAACUGAAUUUAAAGACUCAUAAUCAGCAUAUGAUUUUUAUAUUUAAUAUCACCCUAGUAUUGUAGAUCAACUUUUUUGCGGAUAACUUAUAUCAGAAGUAUAAUGUAAUAAAUGUGAACAUGUAUCUUGCGCAUAUGAUCCUUUUCUUGAUUUAAGUUUAAGUAUUGAUGAUAAAAACUUACAAAAUAUAGAUUAGUGCCUAGAAAAUUUUUUUAAGGCAGAAUAAAUUGAUGGGAAUUAUAAAUGCGAAAAAUGCAAUAAAAUUUCAAAACCUUAAAAAAAGAUUAGAAUUGGAAAAACUCCUCAAAUUUUAGUUUUACAUUUAAAACGAUUCAAAAUGUUUCCUUAUAAAAAAAAAAUCAAUUCUAAUAUAUCUUAUUCUCAUAUACUUGAUAUUAAAAGAUAUUGCUCUUUAUAAAAUAAUUAAAAUUAAGUAAAUUAUAAAUUAUUUAGUAUUAUUUCUCAUUCUGGAGGUGUUGAAUAUGGUCAUUAUGUCAGCUUUAAUAAAAGAAAAGAUAAAUGGUACUUUUGUGAUGAUGAGAAUAUAAAAAAAUUGUUAGCAGUAAUAGGAACAAUGAAAUUUAAAUAUUAGGAGAGUAAGGGAUAUAUAGGUGAUUUAAUUCCUGAAGAUAAGAAAUAAUAAAAAGACUAAAAUGAUAAACUAUAAACUCUAGUUGAUUAAAUAGAUUAUGCAGCUUUAGAUAAAUUCUUCUUUCCUUUUUAUGGUUUCCAUGUAAUUUGUGCAGGAUUAUUAAUAUUUCAUGUGAAUUUCAAAAUUUGA
Ichthyophthirius multifiliis is the source of this 1674-nucleotide messenger RNA. Its product is annotated as ubiquitin carboxyl-terminal hydrolase family protein, putative. NCBI's taxonomy places the organism in Eukaryota, Ciliophora, Oligohymenophorea, Hymenostomatida. The record is from RefSeq and is a predicted model, not a curated record. The transcript is spliced from 7 exons. Gene Ontology annotation, cellular component: nucleus; cytosol. Gene Ontology annotation, biological process: protein deubiquitination. Gene Ontology annotation, molecular function: cysteine-type deubiquitinase activity; cysteine-type endopeptidase activity.